AUGGGAAAUUGGGGAACCCAAAAAAUUGGUAUUUUAGUUUGCAUAAAACGACGUAGUCCUGAAAAACCCGGUUCAAUUCGUGCUAACACUGUAUCGCCUUCUCACUUCGUGUUCUCAGACUGGUCUUCCUUGUUUCGUGUUCUUGCUUUACUUUAUUGCCAGUUGCGUUGGAAAAGUUUUGCAUUUUCGAUGAUUGUCCCGUUAAAAAAUCAACUUCUUUCCAUUCCAAAAUCAAUUCGAUUCUACCUUAUUCAAUCCAUUUUGCACCUAAAUUCUCUUCGAGAACUUCGAACAAUAACCGUUCAUCCUCAUGCUCGUAGAAGGAACAGUGAAGAUGGCAAGAAAAUUAGAAAUGCGGAGAACGAUAUGGAAGGGAAUUUGUAUCUGUACAAAAGCAAAGGCCAACAUCUCCUUACUAAUCCACGAGUUCUGGAUACAAUUGUUCGUAUAUCUCAAAUAAAGUCCACUGACACUGUCCUAGAGAUCGGACCGGGCACGGGUAAUCUUACUAUCAGGCUUCUCGAGGUCGCCAAGAAGGUUGUUGCUGUUGAAAUUGACAAGCGAAUGGUGGAGAUUCUUUGUAAACGGGUUUCUGAGCAUGGCCUUCAUGAAAAGCUUGACAUUUUGUGCGGGGAUGCAUUAAAGGCCAAGUUUCCGCAGUUUGAUCUCGUUGUGGCAAACAUUCCGUAUGGAAUAUCAUCCCCUCUUGUGACUAAACUGGUGUAUGGAGCUAACCCUUUUCGAAGUCUCACACUUCUGCUUCAGAAAGAGUUUGCUCGGCGAUUAUUAGCUAAUCCUGGUGACUCGGAGUACAACAGAUUGGCUGUAAAUGUGAAGUUGGCUGCGAAAGUUGAGUUUGUGAUGGAUGUAAGCAAGCGGGAUUUUCUUCCGUGUCCAAAGGUUGAUUCUUCUGUGGUAAUAAUCCGCCCCAAAGCUGAAAUCCCUAGCGUGAACCUUGAUGAAUGGUGGGCUUUCACAAGGACCUGCUUUAGCAAUAAAAAUAAGACCUUGGCAGCAAUUUUUAAGCAGAAGAAAAAGGUCAUGGAGCUAAUUAGAUUAUCUAAGAUGAGGGGCUUCCAUGGUGAAUAUGGGAUCACAAGCAGAUACUAUGAUUUUGCUGCUGCUGAAGAAGAAGAAGAAGAAGAAGAAGAAGAAGAAACGAGCCAUGAACAAAGCUGCCAUCCGUGUUCUGGCUCUGAAAAGGAUUUGAGUUCUUACAAGGAGAGGAUUAAUAAAGUUCUAAAAGCUAAUGGCUUUGAAAGUAAGAGACCUUCAAAACUGCCUAAUGAGGAGUUACUGAAUUUGCUUUCUUUGCUUAAUCAGGCUGGAAUAUAUUUUCAUGGCCGAACAAGGCCAGGGAAUGCUGAAAAUGAAGCACUUCCUGCUGCUGUAACGGGAGAAUUUUAAAGUUGAGAUUUUGUUAUCCAACUUAAUUUUUUUAAAUGAUAUGAGAUUUUAAUUUAAACUAA
Molecule: messenger RNA, 1469 nt
Organism: Hevea brasiliensis (rubber tree)
Lineage: Eukaryota; Viridiplantae; Streptophyta; Magnoliopsida; Malpighiales; Euphorbiaceae
Product: ribosomal RNA small subunit methyltransferase, mitochondrial
Exons: 2
Coding region: 1-1407 (468 amino acids)
Biological process (GO): rRNA methylation
Cellular component (GO): mitochondrial matrix
Molecular function (GO): rRNA (adenine-N6,N6-)-dimethyltransferase activity
Source: RefSeq, a predicted model, not a curated record